Molecule: messenger RNA, 5340 nt
Organism: Oryzias latipes (Japanese medaka)
Lineage: Eukaryota; Metazoa; Chordata; Actinopteri; Beloniformes; Adrianichthyidae
Cellular component (GO): extracellular matrix; membrane
Molecular function (GO): protein binding
Source: RefSeq, a predicted model, not a curated record
CAAGUUUGUCAUUAGGCAUGAAUGAAGCCUGGUGAGGCAGCAUCUAUUAAAAUCAGACGUGCUCAUGUUGCAAAGCUAACCUACGGAGCCCGUCUUUGUAGGGGACCAUAUUAUUGUGCCUUCAUCUCAAAAGCUGGAUUCAACAUCAUUACUGGCAAUAGUUGGCUGACCAUCCUUGGAUGCACAAACAUGGACUUGCUGCUCAUAGUUGCUUUACUCCUAAUGCAAAUGGGGAUUUGGAGCAGAGCUGAAAAAGACUUUUCAUCAGUCACUUUACCAGGAUUGCAGGCAACUUCAGAUUAUGUUACUCAGUGCUUUGACAAAAGCCAUGGGGCUGUGGUUUGUGACUGGACAAAAAGCCAGAAAUCUGCUCUAACGGGUGCUAUGGUGAAUAUUUUGGAAAGUCCUUUACUGGGCAUUGAGGGAAAGGCUUGUUUGGAGUUCUGGUUCCUGGUUCCAGUUGCAGCUACUGGGUCUGAGGUUACAGUUCAGCUUAAAAGUAAUAGUAGUUUGGAGAAAAUCUGGGUCUCUCCUGUCCUGCGUAGAAAUGCAUGGAGACAAAUUUUGCUGAACUUGAAUGUCACUGAACAAGACACCCAGGUUUUAUUUGAAGCCAUCCAACCAGUCGCUCUACAGGAUCAAACUACUUUAAGACAAAUAGGGGUGAAAAAAGGUUCAUGCGGAAACCAGUGUGACUCGGACACAGACUUCUGGCCUGAUGACGCUACUCGUUGCCUGUGUUCAGUUGGCAUGCUCUUGUGCUUUCCAUCAAACUGCCCAAAAGACCAAAUCUGUGGUUCCAAUAAGUUUUCCACAUCAGGGAUUUGCACCAUCCGGGAUCACACGGAGUACAGCACCUUUGAUGGCGUUCAGUUCCAGUCCAUGGCUCCCUGCAGCUAUGUGCUGACAAAGUCUUGCACGGAAGUCAUGGAAAAGUUCAGUGUUGAGGUGGUUAAUGAGCAGGGUGGCAAUUCAUCAAUAACCAUGGUCAAAGGGAUUACUAUGACUUUAGGGAACAUCAUGGUGUCUCUGAUAGAAAAGCAAAGAGACAAAGUUGUGGUGAAUGGUGUCUGGAAGAGCCUUCCCUUCAGCAUCAACACUAGUAUUGAUGUUCAAAUCCAAAGCAACUCUGCUGCAACACUACUGGAAGCAGGUUUUGGUCUGUCUGUUUCCUAUGACCAUGCUGGAGCAAUCAGUGUUAUCCUGCCGUCAAACUUCUCUAAUGAAGUGUGUGGAUUGUGUGGCAACUUCAACCAUAUCCACAGAGAUGACUUUCUCAUGGCUAAUGGUACAAUGGCAGAAAAUGUCACGGCUUUAGCUGAGAGUUGGCAAACUGAGACAACUAGCACUUCCUGUAAAAGUGCUUUGGUGUCUCCAAAGUGUGACCCACUGGAUGAGGAAGAAUAUGCCAGUGAAAUGUACUGUGGACUACUUCUCUCUGGUAGUGGGCCUUUUGCCAACUGUACAUCCGUUGUUAAAGUCGAGAGCUAUUUCAAGGCCUGUGUCUCAGACAUGUGCUCUGCUCAUGGUGAUCAAGCAGAGCUGUGUAAGACAUUACAGCUCUAUGCCAGUGUUUGCCAGGAUGCUGGAGCUGCUCUGCCCAUGUGGAGGAACUCAAUGUUUUGUCCUCUGAUGUGUGGCAAUAACAGCCACUACAAUGCCUGUGCUGAUGGCUGUCCAAAGGCAUGCUUCAGUCAGAACAAAACUAGCUGUGGAAGCUGUGAGCAAAGGUGCGAGUGUGAUGCUGGAUUCAAACUUGGCAGGAAUAAGUGCAUAACAGCAGAAGACUGUGGAUGCCUAUAUGAUGGAAAAUACUAUGAGAAAGGAGAGCAGUUUGUGAGGGAUGACUGCAUUCAACAAUGCCAAUGCAUGGGUAAUGACCUCCUGGAAUGCACAAAGCUGCAGUGUUCCAACAACAAAGUAUGUAAAGAAAUGGACGGAGUCAGAGGCUGCUUCCCUUUUAAACCAGCUACAUGCAGUGUGUAUGGGGAUCUCCAUUACAUCACCUUUGACAACUUGGCCUACAACUUUCAAGGGGGCUGCAGUUACAUACUGACCACAUCAUGCGGUGAUGCACAAUCAUUGAACUUUACAGUUAUUGGACACAAUAUGCAUCCUCCCCUUCAAAACGUCACCAGGUCAAAACUUAACAGUGCCUCUCUUGAAGUUGAUGAUCUGAGGUGUACCUUGACUCAAAGUGGAGAAGUCUACGUACAUGAGAACCUUAUCAGACUUCCACACUCUGUCAGCGGUACAUAUGGAGCAGUGUGGAUCUAUGCAGAGGAAAAUUACAUAAUCUUGAAGGCAUCCUUCGGCUUAAAAGUCAUUCUUGAUGGACAGGGCAGACUAUUCCUGCAGGUGGAUGAGCAAUACAAGUAUAAUCUCUGUGGACUGUGUGGAACUUACUCUGGGUUCCAAGGUGAUGACUACUACAUGCCAGGGGAGCAUGUUGCCAAUGAGACAUCUGAAUUUGGAAACAGUUGGAGAGUGCAAAAUGAGUGCAUUACGGAGGAAACUUACCCCAGACAAUGUGACAGUGAGACCAUUGCCAACAUGGAGUGUUCCAUGCUGUUUAAGGAUGAAUUUUCUGCUUGCCAGGAGCAUGUCCAUCCAAGUAUCUACCUCAAUAGUUGUGUUUAUGACUACUGUGCCACCAGUGGUGAUCAGCACACACUAUGUGACUCUCUGAAGUCUUAUGAAUCAGCAUGCCAGAUUGCAGGAGUGACUCUUCCAAACUGGGAGCCUGGAACAGCCUGUGCGCAACGCCUACUUCCAACAUCGACCCCUUCACCUUCAAGUCCAGAACAGACUUUCUGUCCUAUGGAUUGUAACUUUGAUGAAAAUCUUUGUGGAUGGGAGCAAGUAAUUAAGGACAGUUGUGACUGGACCAGAUAUUCUGGCCCAACGCCUUCAAAUCUAACUGGGCCAAACCAAGAUCAUACUUCUGGAGAUGGCUUCUACUUGCACCUUGAGAGUAAUGGGGUCUCCCACGGCAACUCUGCAAGUUUGCAGAGCUCGUUGUGCUCCUAUAGUGGUCCCCUCUGCUUGCAUUUUUGGUACUACUUGUAUGGCUCCGCUGUUGGUAUGACCCUUAACAUCUUCCUGCUCAAAGACAACAAAGCUGUCAAGCUUUGGUCUGUGGUUAACAACCAGGGCCCAAAAUGGCAUCUGGCAAGUGUUGAUCUCAGGGUUUCUGGUUCUUUUCAAAUCAUUAUUGAAGGUGUGAGAGGCGCUUCUGAUCAGUCGGAUGUGGCACUGGAUGACAUCUCUACCAGUCUUGGCACUUGCUCAGAAGUUGUCUCAAGGUUUACAGAUGAAACUGUUCAAACUACAGAAAUUAUACCAUCUCCAGUCUGCAGUGUCAACUGUAGCUUUGAUGGCAGUCUAUGUAGUUGGAAUAAGAUGGCCACAGAUGCUCUUGACUGGAUAUGGAACAGUUACACACCAACUCCGAUUUCCGACAGCACUUCUGGCCCCACAAAUGGUGGAAGUUAUCUCUGCAUUGAGGCUAAAGGCAUGGUACAAGGCAAUACAGCUCGCCUUAUUAGUCCAGAGUGUUCUGCCAUUGGUCCUCACUGCCUACAGUUUUGGUACCACAUGCAUGGCCCAAGUGAUCAUAUGGGCCUUGAUGUUUAUUUGCUUCAGAACCAAGCAACUGAGAUUGUAUGGUGGAAAAGACAUGACCAAGGCAAUGUGUGGCACUUGGCUCUGGUGGACUUCUAUGCAACAACAAUGUUCCAGAUACUCAUUAAAGGGCAAAGGGAAUCCAAUGAUCAGUCUGUUGUGGCAAUAGAUGAAAUGAAGCUUCUUCACCUUCCAUGCUCUGAUGUGAGGAUGGCGAAUGAGGUCCUUCCUUCAAGAUACUUUAAUCCAGCAGAUCUACAGAGUGCCCCUCCACAAACUCUUUCUCCAAUAAACAAAUCUCCUACAAAGGAAGUGAUCACACAGCCAGCUGAUGGAUGUCAGAUGAACUGUAACUUUGAAGAAGAUUUAUGCCAGUGGACUCAACAGCUUGACGUGUUUGAUUGGAAAAGGCACAGUGGCCCCACACAAAGUACCAUCUCUGCUUCCUCUAACUCAAAACAAGGUGGCCACUACAUUUACAUUGAAGCAAAGAGUGUGCCGUUUGGAGAAACGGCUCGUCUUAUUAGUUCUGAAUGUUCUGCCGCUGGACCUCAUUGUUUGCAAUUCUGGUACCUCAUGGACGAUUCAGCAGGGGAAGUUGGCCUUGACGUAUACUUGCUCAACGAUGGAAACACUGAUUCAUUAUGGAGGAAGAGGGAGGGACAAGGCAUUGUAUGGAAUCUAGCUCAAGUGAACUUUGUAACAACCGGAACAUUUCAGGUGAUCUUUGAAGGGAGAGGUUCAGAUCAGUCAGUGGCUAUUGAUGACAUCUCACUCCAUAGAGGAUUCUGUGCAGGUUCUGGGCCAUCUCAAGGAAGCAUUGCUGGGAUACCAAAAAUGGCUACUUCAAAAACACUCCAAAAUUCUGCUGUGAUGCUUGGAACAUCCAAAACUGCAACCCAUCAAUACCAACUUCAGCAAACACAGCUACAAGUAACGCCAAGACCACAAGUUGCACAGAGGCAACCUCCAACAUCAAGGUGUAAUGAAACAACAGUCCCACAUCAACCUGCCACUGAACCAAAGUAUAGACCUGAAACUACUGUUAAACAACCUUUAACCACAAAGGGCAAUGCAACAAUAGCCCAACAGCAACUUUCAACGCCUACACCUGAAUCUACACCCAAAACCAAUGUUCUAAAAAACUAGACUUACCAUAGCAAUGUAACAGCAGCCCCACAAGCACCUUCAACUGUAGCACCAGAAGUUGCAACAAGAACUGUGACCACAGGGGGUAAUCCACUGCAACCUACAACUGCUACGCCUGAAUCUACACCUCACAUAUCAGUUAAACAACCUCUGACCAAUCGUAGCAAUACACCAGCUGGUCCCCAAUUGCCUUCAACUGCUGCACCAGAAGUUUCAACAAGAACUGUUCCACAGACUGUGACCACAGGGGAUAAUCCAACAGCAAUUCCACUGCAACCUACAACUGCCAUGCCAGAAUCUACACCUCACAUAUCAGUUAAACAACCUCUGACCAAUCGUAGCAAUACACCAGCUGGUCCCCAAUUGCCUUCAACUGCUGCACCAGAAGUUUCAACAAGAACUGUUCCACAGACUGUGACCACAGGGGAUAAUCCAACAGCAAUUCCACUGCAACCUACAACUGCCAUGCCAGAAUCUACACCUCACAUAUCAGUUAAACAACCUCUGACCAAUCGUAGCAAUACACCAGCUGGUCCCCAAUUGCCUUCAACUGCUGCACCAGAAGUU